AUACGUGUCCACACUAAUGAAAUUGUCAAUUUGUUGAACGAUUGGUCGGUCCUUUCUCGAGCUCUUGUUCACAUUUUUUACGUUUAUUUGUCUAAUAUGUGGUUCAUAUCGGAUACCAGCUGAGAGUAUUGAAGCUUGUUUAUCCACAUAUAACUUGCAAUGUUAAGAUGACUCCAUUAAAGGACAAUCAGGAUGUGGCGUCAUUUCUGGUCACGAAGCACUCAUGGAAGGGGAAGUACAAGAGGGUGUUCUCAAUUGGCACCCAUGGCAUCACCACAUACAACCCCGACCGCCUAGAGGUCACUAACAAAUGGCUGUAUGCAGAUGUUGUGACUAUCUCAUCCUCAAAACAUUCAAACUCAACUGUCAACCAUGAUUUUACCCUGGUUAUGAAAAAGGAUAAAAAGGUUGACUCCAUGAAGUUUUCAUCUGAAUACAAAUGUUUGAUUUUAACAGAGGCGUUUAAAUACAGACUCUUGUUUGCUGAGAAACCUAAAGAUGUUUAUAGGUACCAAGCAUACAAACACCACUGGAGUGGAACACGUCUCCCUAUUGUAUUGGAGGUUGGUCCUUGUGCCCUGGAGCAACUGGACCCUUCCACCCACACACUGCUUGCCAGCUACCCAUACUGUGAUAUUCAAGGCAUACUCCCAGUACGAGACAUUCCAGGGGGAUUUGUAUUGGCGGUGGGGGGCUACAGCAGACUACACCUGUUCUCCAAUGCAAUGGACCACCAGAUAAUAAUCAAUAAGAUGCUAGAAAUGGCGAAUUUAUCACUUAGUAUUAGCAUCAAAGUAUUGUCUACGAUGAUUACUUUAGACGACUAUCAUGACCAGAGAUUUGGGAAGUACAGUGGCGAUCAACAUCAGACGUCUCUUAGCGAGUUCAUAGUUCAGAAAGUGAAUCCUGCUCGGCACAUGGAGCCGAUGCGACGUACUCUCUGCCUAUCCGAUACUUGUAUACUAGAGAGAGAUCCUCAAACUUAUUCCGUGGUAUGUUUACGUCCACUGAGUGAUGUGUUCGCUUUAGUAAGAGACACGGAUCAUCCGCAAAAGUUCUCCAUCGAAUAUCUUAAUGGACAAACGCGAAUGUACCUGGCUGGUGAAAGGGACGCGCUGCUAGCGUCCCUGCUGGACGGCGUGCGCUCGGCGGGGCAGCGCGACGUGCACGUGCGGUCCAUGCCCACGCUGCGCGGGUACCGGCUCGGCCCGCUGCACCAGCCCGUCGAGGAGGAGACCGAGUCCAAUCAUCUUAGAUUAUUCCAAAACCCAGUAGGAAUGAGUCGCGCAGAAGUGAUCGAGAGAUUCAACGCGAACGUCGGCUACAGCGGCCUCAUAUACUCAGUCAGCCAAGACCGUCUGUUCGCCGAGAACAAGGAGAAGCUGAUCACGGGCGCGCUCACGGCGCUGGUGAGCAGCGCGCCCUCCGGCAGCAACUUAACGCCCCGCGAGCUGGAGUCGCAGUUCCACGCGCUGAGGCGACUCUGUGCCAGCAAAGUGGGAUUCGCGGCGUUUACUGCCUUGCCUGGUUUCCGCGAGUGGAUCGGCACGGCGACGGUGGCGGCGCUGCGGCGCGGGUCGGCGGCGUGCGCGCACGCGGCGCUGGACGCGGUGUGCGCGCUGCUGCAGCCCAUGCACGCCGAGCCCGACCUGCGCCAGGAGCAGCUCAACAAGGCCAGCAUGCUGUCCACGCCCAGCUUCCUCGACGGCCUGCUCACCAUGUGGGCUGACCAUGUCACUGCAGGAAGCGGUGCCUUGGUAGUGGCAGCCAUGUUGGAUUUCCUCACGUUCGCAUUGUGCGUGCCAUACAGUGAAACGACGGACGGCAAGCAGUUCGAUCAGCUUUUGGAAAUGGUCUCCAAGAGGGGGAGAGUCCUGUUCAAGUUGUUUGAACACCCGUCGAUGGCCAUAGUGAAGGGCGCGGGGCUGGUGAUGCGCGCGCUGGUGGAGGAGGGCGGGUCGGGCGUGGGCGCGCGCAUGCAGGCGCUGGCGCUGGCCGAGGCCGCGCUGCCGCGCCACCUGCUGGCCGCGCUGUACGCGCCGCCGCGCCUGCAGCACCGCCACCUCGCGCGGCACCUGGUGGCGCUGUGGCUGGUGGACCACGCCGCCGCGCACUCGCUGCUGCGCAGGAUCAUGCCAUCAGGCCUCCUCGCAUUCCUGGAGUCGUUGGAAGCGCCGCCAGCAGCCGCGAUAGCAGACGAGAUGGAACCCGAGCGUGAUAACUUACAACUUGCUCAAGCAACCGUCAAGCCACGCGCACAGCAUUGGGAGGCGUUAGAAAGACAAGUGAAAUAUGUGGAGAAACAUCUGGAACACUACGCGGCGCUGGCCAUGCAGCACUGGGCGGCGCGGCUGGGGCGCGCGGCGGGCGAGCGGCGCGACGCCCCGCGCGAGCGGCCUGUCGUACUGCGCCGCCGCAGGGAGCGCGUCAAGUCCAGCGCCAACUGGCCGCUCUUCUACUACCAGUUCCACAGGGACCACGCGCUGCCUAACCUCAUAUGGAACCAUACGACUCGAGAAGAGCUUCGCAACGCCUUAGAGAACGAGCUCCGCGCCUUCACAUCAGACCGCGAGGUCGCCGGCACUACCCUCACGUCGUGGAACCACGCCGAGCUCGAGGUCCACUACCAGUGCCUGCAGAACGAGGUCAAGAUCGGGGACUACUACCUUAGGAUACUGUUAGAGCAGAGGGACAAUGAUGACAGCCCGAUUAGAAAGUCGUACGAAUUCUUCAAUGAUCUAUACCAUCGGUUUCUGUCGACGCCCAAAAUCGAGAUGAAGUGUAUGUGUUUGCAAGCCAUGAGUAUUGUGUAUGGACGGUACUUUGAAGAUAUCGGUCCGUUUGCUGAUACUAAGUACAUCGUACAGAUGCUGGACAGGACAUGCGACAGAAUGGAAAGGGACAGACUUGUACAAUUUCUAUCAAAACUUAUUUUACAUAGAAGAAAUGUCAGCGAUAUAUUAGAAUGGAAUGGUAUUAGGAUCCUUGUAGAGCUAAUGACACUAGCGCACUUACACACGUCGCGGGCGACCGUGCCGGCGCAAAGCAAUGUGAUUGAGGGCCCGCAGCAGCAGACCGGCGGCGACCGCGAGUGGUACUACAACGUAGAGCAGGCCGACAAGGUGCAAAGGAAUGGGCCGGUCAGCUUUCAACAGCUCAAAGACCUAUACAAGUCCGGCGAGAUCAACAAUAAGACGAAAGCCUGGGCUAACAGCAUGGAAGGCUGGCGCGCAGUGGGCGGCGUUGCGCAGCUCAAGUGGACGUUAGUAGCGCGCGGCGUGGCCGUGCUGGACGAGAGCGCGCUCGCCGCUACUGUGCUCGACCUGCUCAUCACGUGCGCCAGAUACUAUCCCAGCAGGGACGAAGAAGACGCUGUAAUCAGACCUCUACCGAAAGUAAAGCGGAUGUUAUCGGAGCCUGCUUGUCUGGCGCACGUCGUACAACUGUUGCUCACUUUUGAUCCUAUAUUAGUAGAAAAGGUAGCAACCCUACUGUAUGAAGUGAUGCAAGACAAUCCAGAAAUCUCGAAAUUAUAUCUAACAGGCGUUUUCUACUUCAUGUUGCUAUACACGGGAUCGAAUCUGCUUCCUAUUGCGCGGUUUCUAAGACUUACACAUAUGAAGCAGGCCUUCAGAGCUGAUCAGACAAGUUCAGAUAUAAUGCAGCGGUCGAUCCUAGGCCAGUUAUUACCUGAAGCGAUGGUGUGUUACCUAGAAAACCACGGCGCCGACAAGUUCGCACAGAUCUUUCUAGGCGAGUGGGAUACGCCUGAAGCUAUAUGGAACUCCGAAAUGAGACGCAUGCUGAUAAUGAAGGUAUCAGCCCACAUCGGCGAGUUCACCCCCCGCCUGCGCGCGCACAUCGCGGCCCGCUACCCGUACCUGGCCAUCCCGGCCGUGCGCUACCCGCAGCUGCAACACGAGCUGUUCUGCAACAUGUUCUACCUGCGACACCUGUGCGACACGCAGAGGUUCCCCGACUGGCCUAUACCUGACCCUGUUGGCCUACUGAAAGAUGUUCUGGACGCAUGGCGUCGCGAAGUCGAGAAGAAGCCUCCAUCCAUGACAGCGAGCGAGGCGUACGCGGCCUUAGGACUGACCACGGGCCAACACGACGAGGCCGCCGUGCGAAAGGCGUAUUACAAGCUGGCGCAGCAGUUCCAUCCUGAUAAGAACCCCGAAGGACGAGACCGAUUCGAGGCAGUGAACCAGGCUUACGAGUUCCUAUGCAGCCGGAACGUUUGGACCGGCGACGGACCCAACACCAACAAUAUCGUGCUCAUUCUACGCACGCAGACGAUACUGUUCCAGAGGUAUUCUGAAGUGCUGGCGCCGUACAAGUACGCGGGCUACCCGCAGCUGCUGCGCACGGCGCGGCUGGAGGCGGCGGCCGAGCAGCUGUUCGCGGCCCGCGACGCCGCGCCGCUGCUGCCCGCCGCCUGCGAGCUUGCGCACGCCACCGUGCGCUGCUCCGCGCUCAACGCGGAGGAGCUGCGCCGCGAGGGCGGCCUGCAGGUGCUGCACGAGGCCAUGUCCCGCUGCGUGCCGGUGUUGUCGGACGCGAGCGCGGCGGGCGAGGUGUCCGCGCAGGUGUGCGCCCACGCGGCGCGCUGCUUCGCGGUGGCGGCCGCCUUCCCCGCGUGCCGCAGCGUGUGCAAGGACAUGCCGCAGCUGUGCGCGGACCUCGUGCCGCUGCUCAAGAAACAGCACCUAGGCGAGACAGCAUGCGCGGGCGCGGCCGCAGUGGGCGCGCUAGCAGCGGAGCCCACGUGUCGCUCGCAGCUGGCGCGCGCCGGCGCCAUACAGGCGCUGCUGCCCGCCGCGCUGCGCUACGACUACACGCUCACCGAGUCCGGCGUCGAGACUGACGCGCAGCAGAGCAAACAGGAAGUCGCUAACCAGCUAGCGAAGCAGUGUAUAGUGGCGCUAGCGGCUAUGUACGGGCCCCAUGCGCAGGCCUCGCCGGACGACGAGCAUAUACAGAAUGCUCUAGACACGUUACUCACACAGUACUUGUGUAGAAGACUUGGGGAGCCGGACCAGCAUGAGCUAUUAAAAACGCUAACCUCAAACUGGCGAACCCCCUACCUGGUGUGGGACAACAGUACUCGCGCGGAGCUGAAGGACGUGUUACGUAAGAACCGGCCCGCGCCCGACAGCGAGGGGCCGCUCAUAGAGCCCUUCACGUACACCGCGCACGAGGGACUCGUGUCAGUCGGCGGCGUAUACAUCGACAUCUAUAAUGAACAGCCCGACUUCCCUAUUGAAAAUUCUCAGCAAUUCAUCUUGGACCUACUGAAGUUCAUACAAGAGCAGACUCAAGGCGACAUGACGACCGAGCGAGUGCAGCACGUCACGUACGCACUGACCGCGCUCGCCAACGUUAUUAUAAAGAACCCGGGUGCAGAGAUCCAGUGCAUCGGUCAGUUCGGUCUGAUCUUCGGCCUGCUGUCGGCGCGCGCCUACCCCCCGCUGCAGGGCGCGGCGCUGCGCGGCGUGCUGGGCGCGGCCGGCAGCCGCGAGUGCGUGGAGGACAUCGCCGCCAGCAACGUGCUGGGCCCGCUGCUGGCGCUGCUGGCCGACAGGCCGCCGCGGCCCGAGGCGCUCGCCGCACUCGCUGCGCUGUUCGCCAACACCACGCUCGUCAAGGAGGCGCUCAACAAAGGUGCUGUGAUAUAUCUGUUAGAUUUAUUCUGCAAUAGUAAGAUACCGGAAACGAGAGAAACGGCCGUCGAGUUGCUGGCGCGGAUGAUGUCCGACAAGUUACAUGGACCUAAGGUCCGGCUGACGAUCUCGCGCUACAUCCCGGGCGUGUUCGCGGAGGCCAUGCGCGAGGCGGGCGGCGCCAGCGCCGUGCACAUGUUCGACGCGGCGCACGAGCACCCCGAGCUCGUGUGGAGCGACGCCACGCGCAACACGCUCGCCGCCAGGAUCGCGCAGCUCAGGGACCGGCACCAAUCAUUACAACUAUCAACACCCAACGCUAUAUUCGAGGACCGGGAGACCCUAGAGCGGGCAGCGGCCGGGGAACAGGUGUGGGCGCCGCCGGGAGAGGUGGUCGUCGACGGUGUAUACCUCAAGCUGUACCUGCAGAACCCGCACUGGAACUUGCGGAGCCCCAAGAGGUUCCUGCAGGAGCUGGUGACAGAGACUAUUGCUUCGCUUAAUAAGGAUAGCUCGGAGGGAAGUCGCGGCGAGACAUGUGCGCUAGCCCUGUCGGCAGCUCUCCGCGCGCGGCCGGCGCUGGGCGAGGUGUGCGCGCAGCUGGGCGAGCUGCCGCGCCUGGCGCGCCUGCUGCCGCAAGCGCCCCGCCUCGCCGUGCCCGUCAUAGCUGCACUCGCACCCACACAGGCAUGUGUGGUAGCAUUGACCCAGACGGACGUGAUGGCGGGCCUCAAGUCCGCCGUGCAGUCGUGUCGCGAGAUCGUGGGCAGCGCUUGUGAGGCGCUCGCGCUCAUCUUCUCCAGCAACGCGAAUACGGACAGGCUCGUGUUGCAGGCGUUAGAGACGGACCUGAUAGGCACGUUGCUGUCGCUCCUGGAGACCCGGCUGGAGGGCGCGGCGGCGGCGCAGCUGGUCCGCGCGCUGAAGGCCAUGUCCCGCUCGGGCCCGCACGGCGAGCGCGUGCGCGGCGUGCUGGCGCGCUCGCCCGUCUGGGAGCACUACGCCGCGCAGCGACACGACCUCUUCAUCACCGCCGCCUCGCACAACAACACGCUCGCAGCGGCCCCGCACACGGCGGGCUACCUCACAGCGCCGCCGUGCAACAUCCCGGCGCAGCCGCCGCCCAUCGACUGACCGCCGGCCCUCCGCACCUAAACACACACAGCUUUCUGAAAGGUACGUCACAUUACUACCAGCCUCACGAAUCUCUUAUGAUAUAAUAGAAAUUUAGAUAGACUUACUUGAUACAAAUGCAUUCUUAUUGGAUAUAAAAAGAAAAUAGUUAUACUGUAUAUAGUUGCAUCCUUCAAUUAAAAUGCCAUCAUAAUUAAAGGCAACGUUUUUUGUGUUCAAUUCAAGCGCCUAGAGCAAAAUCAAUGUUGGAUUUGAUGGAAAAGUGUACGACAUUCAAAAUGAUGAUUCCAGCUUUUGUAAUCCUUUCAGAAACAAGUUGUGUUAGCGAAUUUGCCUUGGCGUACUCCGCGGCCUAUGAGCUACAAAAUUAUUAUUUCGGUGUAAGAUACCUCAUCUCUGUGUAUUAUAACUAUAGCAAUAAUUCUAAUACGCUUAAACUUUAACUGUGCGUGGAAAUCAACAAUGAAAAGUUGAUAAUUUUCUUAUGUUCCGUACGUUCUUAGCCUCAUGAAGUACUAACAAGGCAAAUUCAUAUUUGUACUUAUGUAAAAAUCUAAUUAAGAACCUGAUCAUUAUGAUAUUCUUAAGUUGUAUUGAAGUCUCAUAAAAGGUUAUAUAUUAUUAACACAUUUACUCAGCAGUAAGUGGCACGCUCGAAGUAUUACCAGCCAAAGUUUAUUUGUGUUUUAGCUUCGUUCGGCUUAGAACAUUGUAUAAGGUUUGAUCUCUAACGAAAGGCAAAUAUUAUUUACAUCAUUCCUAUACGGUAGCGACAUAUGUAUUUAAGGUUUUUGUAUUAAGAUACGCACUUUUUUAUGAAUAUAGGCUAGUUAUAACACAAGUGCAAGACAAAUAUUAUUCGUUUGAUUCGUAUUUAUGUAUAUGUAAAAUUGUUUCUUUACGCAGUUGCCCGCUGUUAGUUCCGUAAUACUUAACAAUUAUUGUGAUUUAAUGGCAAUAUUAACUUAGCAAUAUUUAUACAUACUUGUUAAGUAUUUGCUUGUACAAAAACACUGUUAUUAUUUACGUUUCUCAGCUGCACAUCGAACUAUAAUAAUUUCGGCUUAAGACGACUGUCGGGUGAUUGUUAUUCAACUUUGAUAUACCUAUUCAUGUCAAUAAAUAUAGGAUUCGCACUUUUAUAUGAACAUAGGGUUAUAAUAUUGUGUACCGAUAGUCUGUGACUACAUGACAUAGUUUGCUUUUGUACCAAUUUUGUGAGUCUAUUAAUUACACGUUUAAAGGCCUUCUUGCCAUAUUUAGUUAUUGUAUUGAGACUGAAAAUCAUUAAAAAUAUAAUAAAAUAUUUUAUUGAAUUUUGGCUUUAGAAUGAAAUUAAGUUUAUAAGCCUAUAAGGCUUUUUAUUGAUAAAUUGGAUGUUUUUCUAAUUCAUGUGUAGGUGUAACAUUAUAUUCUACUUGUUUGUUUUACGAUAUUUAAAAAAAUAAGGUUUGAACCUUGAAUGAAUUAUUUACAAUAAGGCUUGUACACCAGAAACGGAAAAAUGAAUAAAAUAUCUUUGUGUAAUAUGUAUUAUACCAUUUGUUGAUGUAAGUUACGGCUUUUUUAAAUGAAUGUUACUACUUAUUUACAUGAAAAUUAUGUGUGAUAAUACUGUAAAAGAAAUUAAAAUGAUUGUUUGUUUUAGUCAUAUCAUAGCAUAUUAAGGCGUCUACUUGAAAUAAAGGAGGAUGUUCUUAUCGCUCAUUAUUAAUUGAGUACGUCCUAAAAUAUGUUUAUAUGCGCCGACUACAAUAUUUAGUCGAUUUAUCGAUUUUGCUUGCAUUUGUUCUACUUAGUUUUAUUUGCUGCAGCUUUCUGUAUCAUAGCUUUUUUGGUGAUGUCUGCGUCGUAAGAAUGAUCGGCUAGUUAUUUUAGUCGGUGCAUCACUUGUAAUGAUAACUAUGGAAACGUGAAUGGUCAUGAUGCUCGUGUGUUAUCUACUCCCAUAUUGUCUGAAGAAUAGAGAUUUUUAUUAUUGAUCAAAAUUAUUGCUGGAGAUUUAAUUUAUUGAUGCAUUGUUUUUUUGUAGCGACAACAAAUUGGGGUAUAUUUAGAAGAGUCAAUAUGAUUUUUAUAUUCUAAUACUAAACUGAUAAAGUUUGUCACGGAGUACAUAACACAGGGCAGCUUGAAUGGAUAUUUUGAAUGGCACCAUGACGGCAAGCAAGGUGUGAUCAUAUGGAUAUUUUUAUAUCUAGAAAUAAGUUAUAUCGCUGUAAAAUAUACGAAGUUAAUAUAUCA
This is a messenger RNA of Trichoplusia ni (cabbage looper), 9041 nucleotides long. RefSeq names its product dnaJ homolog subfamily C member 13 (gene Rme-8). Gene Ontology annotation, biological process: regulation of early endosome to late endosome transport; receptor-mediated endocytosis; endosome organization. The record is from RefSeq and is a predicted model, not a curated record. Bases 168 to 6797 code for a protein of 2209 amino acids. Gene Ontology annotation, cellular component: endosome membrane. NCBI's taxonomy places the organism in Eukaryota, Metazoa, Arthropoda, Insecta, Lepidoptera, Noctuidae. The transcript is spliced from 38 exons.